GUGUGUCUCCGGUGUCCUCUUUCGGCCAGCACCUCGCUCUUCGCUUCUCGGGGUUGUCUCCAGGUUCUCACUUUCUCCUUCUCCUUCACCGUCUCCCCACCCCUGGUGCCAGCCAUUCUCCCGGGCUUCGGUGUCCAGACCGGAGGGCCUGCCCUGUGCCCCGUGGAAGAGCCCCUCGAGCCCAGCUCAGCCUCGAGAGCCACCGAGGAGCCUGGGUCCCGUGCAGAGAUCAUGGAAGAAGUGACAUCAUCCUCCUUCAACAACCCUCUGUUCCAGCAGGAAGACAAGAAAGGGAUUACCUACCGGAUCCCGGCCCUGCUCUAUGUGCCCCCCACCUGCACGUUCCUGGCCUUUGCAGAGAGGCGUUCAACAAGCAGGGAUGUGGAUGCACUCUACCUGGUGCUGAGGCGAGGGUUGAGGACUGGGCACUCAGUACAGUGGGGACCCCUGAAGCCACUGGUGGAAGCCAGUUUACCUGGGCAUCGGACCAUGAACCCCUGUCCUGUGUGGGAGCAAAAGAGUGGCUGUGUGUAUCUGUUCUUCAUCUGUGUGCGGAACCAUGUCACCGAACGUCAACAGAUUAUGUCAGGCAAGAAUGCUGCUCGCCUCUGCUUUGUCUGCAGUCAGGAUGCUGGAUGCUCGUGGAGUGAGGUCAUUCAGCAAAGAAGAGGCAGAAGUGGGAUGAUGCUUACUUCACAAGUUGAUAUGAGGAGAGUGGUGUUGCCUAAGUCCUUGGAGCAUGGUGGGCAUUUAGCAGCUGGUAAGAAGCUGAAGGUGAUGGUCCCUGGAGCAGUGGGUCUCACUGUGUGCUCAAACCAAGGUCAUCCUUUUUUGUUUUAUCCAAGAGAAAUGCAUUUCUUUUUCUCCUUGGAAGCCCAGAUCUACUGGAAUCAUAUCCCAGUGUCCCCAACCUUUAGAGCAGCUGCCUUUUCAAAAUCCAGAGUCAUUCUAAACAUAGAUUUUGUUGUCAUCAACUAGGAAUGGAACCAGAAAUGAGAGCAUGGAUUCCCUGAAGGGGUAAACAUAGAACUUGAUAACAGGUGAAGCCGACUUAGUGCCAAUGGGAAGCCCAGGGGCCUGCAGGCACUGGGCAGCUCUCUGAGCCACAAUUUGGAAAUAGAUUUUUGUGUUUGGCUUUAGCUAGCAGUGCUGCCUCAGUCUUUCCCCACUGUGGGCCAGUCUCUUGAGCUGUACCCGGUAGCUAGGUCUGAGCUCCCAAGCAAGGUGAAUAGUCCUCCAUAUUCUCUCAUCUUUGUAAUAACAAAAAAAAAAAAAAAAAAAAGCAAGGCAUCAUUGUCCCCAAGCUACAAAUGAGGAAACUGAGCAUUGAAAAGGUUAAAUGGGCAAGUAUCUUUAUAGUUUCUUCAUCUAUAAAAACCAGGGUAAUAAAAGUCCCUCAUAGUGUUGUAAGGAUCAAGUGAUACAAUAUUAAAACUUAGAUAAAAGUUUAAAAGUAUCUGGUACAUAGUAGGUGUCCAGAGAAUGGAAGCUUCUGGGACUUUUGUUUUUUCCUGUAGUAAUUAUAUUAGCCCAUCACAUGUGCACAGUGGGUGCUAGAGCUAAAUGCUUGUGUCUCCCUUAAUUCAUAUGUUGAAAUUUAACAAGGUGAUGAUAUUAAGAAAACGGGCCUUUGGGGAGUAAUUAAGUCAUGAGGGCUUGUCCUCAAGAAAGGGACUGGGGCCCUCAUAAAAAGCCUAAAGAAGCUUAUUAGCCCCUUUGUCCAUGUGAGGAUGCAGUUACAGGGUGCAAGCUGUGAGGCAGAAAGCAAGUCUUUGCUAAAUCUUCAGUCACAAAAUCUGCUGGCCUUGAUCUUGAACUUUCUAGCCUCUAGAACUGUGAGAAAUAAACUUCUGUUGUUUAUGAA
Molecule: messenger RNA, 1864 nt
Organism: Marmota flaviventris (yellow-bellied marmot)
Lineage: Eukaryota; Metazoa; Chordata; Mammalia; Rodentia; Sciuridae
Gene: Neu3
Product: neuraminidase 3
Biological process (GO): oligosaccharide catabolic process; ganglioside catabolic process
Cellular component (GO): intracellular membrane-bounded organelle; cytoplasm; membrane
Molecular function (GO): exo-alpha-sialidase activity
Source: RefSeq, a predicted model, not a curated record